GCAACUCAAGUUGAAACUUCAAUUUUCAAACAAGUUUUAUCGAAAAUAUGUUUUAUUUUCAAGAAAUAAUCUCAUAUAAAAUUUAAUUUAAAAAAAUAGCAACAUGAUACACGAUGCUCUUUUAAUGUUAUGGGAUUGCUCUCCAACUAAUGGAUCUAACGAAAAUAACUAUUCUAAUGAUGGUGACGCAGAAAUAUAUGGAAGAAUAUACGAAAUUGCCAAAAGCCAUCAUAGAAUACAAAACUUUGUCGAAACCACCGGUUUUCGGUCAAGAAAAACAUUGUCUGCCUCAAAUCACAAGCUGUAUGGCCUCUAUACGCAAGCUUUGAGCGAAGGCAUGUCUGAAGUCUUACAAUUAUAUAAGAAAACCUUAAUUGAGGUUGAAAGUUUGGUGAUUGGAAACAUAAAUUACACUCUAUCAUUUGUAUACAGCUAUGUGGAGAAAUACAGGGGACUGUUCAAUACAUUGAAUAGAGUUAUUACAACAAUUAAAGAGAGGAGAUUAGGGGGAUGUCAGAUAUUGAGUUUGAUACAUCAGUAUAUACUGAAUGGUAGUGAAAUGGUACAUGAAGCUAUUGUAAAAAUAUUCACUUGCAUGAACAAGGUGUUUGUGAAUCAGUUAUGUACUUGGCUUUUGUAUGGGGAACUAAGAGAUCCGUACCAAGAGUUUUUUAUAUUCCGUAAUUUAGAUGAACCCUCAGAAACGUUUCUCUCAACACCAUCAUCAGCUCAAACAUGUGAUAAAUCACUUGUAUCUACUCUUCAAGAUGCCACAUUAGACUGUGGUUUUACACUGAACCCUAGCAUGAUUCCACAUUUUGUACCUCUGUCUUUGGCACAAGAAAUAUUGUUUAUUGGGAAAACAGUAUUACUGUUCGGAUUUGAACCAAAGAAGACAAAAAAGAGCAACAAUUUUGCCACAAACAGAUCUAUGAUUACUCUGCAAAAAUGUGUCACUGAUUCUCGAAGGUUCACAAUUUGGGAAGAGAAAGAAGCAGAAUUUCAUGAAAAGUUACAAAAACUUAAAAACCCUGAAGUUUUUGAAGUAUGCAACUUAAGAAGUGUGGUUCGCGACAUAAAAGAGUGUGUUACCAAGCAUCUUUGGACUGUGGCCGUGGAAGAGGCUCAGUUGAUACAUGAACUUAAGUUAAUGAAAGACUUCUAUUUGCUGGGCCGUGGUGAACUUUUUUUAGAGUUAUUGAGGCUAACGGCACACAUGUUAGAUAAAGCUACAACCAGGACUUCCACUAGAGAUAUGAACCACGCGUUUCAACUGGCAGCAAGAGCAGUAUUCCUUAGCAACAGUGCUGAUAUAGAGAAAUUCAGUUUCGAGUUGCCAUAUGUAAAACCUAACACAACUGGUAACUCAUCUGUUGAAGAAGACAGCAACUGCAGUAGUGUCGCCGAUGGCUGGUCCAGUAUAAUUUUGAAGUACGACUUCAAAUGGCCACUUCACUUGCUCUUCACGCCUGAAGUGUUGGCGAGAUAUAACGACAUGUUCCGACUUUUGUUGAGAAUUAAGAAAACUCAACAUGAUUUACAUGCAUUGUGGAAGACUUAUAAACAAUCUGCCAGCUUUCCUGUAUCCCAACUCCACAAUAAGUUGAUGUUUUUGAUGGAUAAUUUACAACAUUACAUGCAAGCUGAUGUGUUGGAGACUAACUUCUCGCGCCUUAUGGACGCCGUCAAUAAGACAAACGAUUUUGAGAAGCUAAAGCGUGCGCACGCUACGUUCUUAGCCGACGUGCUCAGUCAGUCGUUUUUGACUGUUACUUCUUCCUCAGAUAGCGACUGCUCCGGUGAUACUGGCGACUCGAUAAACAAUCCUGUGUUUUGCAACAUAAUGGACCUUUUGAAACUGUGUCACUCAUUCUGCAGCAUGAACGAAAUUGUGUCCGAUAGGGAGGCGGAGGAUUAUUAUAUUCGUGGUUAUUCGGAAAGAUUCAAUAAACUAGUGAAACAUUUGAUGCAACUGCUGGUGUCGUUGCGCGACCGUCCUUGUGGGGUAUACCUAGCACGGCUCCUGAUGAGGCUCGAUUACAACCGAUGGCUCAGUGGCGAGGCUCAACUCACGCAAUCCGUUACCAACAUGUUACGGUAUUGACGUUAAUAUAUCGAAUGGCACGUCAUAAAAUUUUGUGUCUACAGUUAAAGCUUUUGGUCCUUCGAACCUGGUACAAAAUAUUCCGACCAUACCAUUGCUCUCUUAAUAACUUACUAAACUUAUUCAACACGUCCCUAACUAAAGGUAUAUUUUUAUGAUGAAAUUUAAAUGAUGUAAGCACUUUAUUUAAAAAUUCCAUCAGUCCAUUAGUCUAUAAGUAUUUAGGCUAGUUAUUAGCAACAAUAAAAUUCUUGAAUAAUAUUUUAGUUUAACACAAUCUAAACUAUGUACAAUUUGUAAUUUAAAUAGUCAAUAUUAAUUGUUAGAUAAUGAAUUCACUUUGUAAUAUAUUGUAUUUGUAUACAAUAUUAAUAGGAAAAUGAUGCCAUUAACAUAGACACAUAUUUGGUUAUAAUAAUUUGUUAACAAUAUAAAUUUUAAUAAAACCCUUCCUAACA
This is a messenger RNA of Manduca sexta (tobacco hornworm), 2562 nucleotides long. RefSeq names its product gamma-tubulin complex component 4 (gene Grip75). The coding region runs from base 104 to 2104 and encodes 666 amino acids. The transcript has 12 exons. Gene Ontology annotation, molecular function: gamma-tubulin binding; microtubule minus-end binding. Gene Ontology annotation, biological process: microtubule nucleation; spindle assembly; meiotic cell cycle. Lineage: Eukaryota; Metazoa; Arthropoda; Insecta; Lepidoptera; Sphingidae. The record is from RefSeq and is a predicted model, not a curated record. Gene Ontology annotation, cellular component: centrosome; equatorial microtubule organizing center; spindle pole.